UUACUUUGCAAGUCAUUUCAUCAUGGGUGGAGAACGCUUCGAAACUACUCAACCAGAAGCAUACCUGUUUGGUGAAAAUAUGGACCUUAACUUCUUGGGUGGCAGACCUACUCCUUUUCCUUAUCCUGCACCACAGCCAAAUGAACCUACGCGAACAUUAAGAAGUUUGAUGAACAUAAGGAAAGAGUCUCUGCGAUUUGUAAAAGUACCAGAUUCAUUUGAAGGAGAAAGAUCAAGCUCUGAAGCUUCUUCGUUAAGCACUUCAUAUAAUAUAGAGUUUACUUUUGAUUCUGAUGUAAGAUGUGCAAUUAAUAUAUAUUAUUUCUGUACUGAAGAAAUAACAGCUAAUGGUGUUAUCUAUACUCCCCGGGAUCCAUCAAUGAAUUCAGAAACUUACCAUUAUAAGAAAGGAGUCAAUCAGCAGUUUAACCAAGUUUCUCAUGUCUUUGAUCCUAGUAAAUACUCAGAAGAAAUGUUAAAUUAUAAAUUUGAAGAUGAAGUUAUACCUGUGAUAAUACAAUGUGUUGCUGAAGAAGGAGAUGGUAAGAUAAUUAUUUUCUUAAUUUGAGGAAUUAAAAUAUAUAGAGAGAGGGAAAAG
This is a messenger RNA of Stegodyphus dumicola, 598 nucleotides long. RefSeq names its product Mahogunin ring finger 1 (gene Mrgn1). NCBI's taxonomy places the organism in Eukaryota, Metazoa, Arthropoda, Arachnida, Araneae, Eresidae. Gene Ontology annotation, molecular function: ubiquitin protein ligase activity. Gene Ontology annotation, biological process: protein ubiquitination. The record is from RefSeq and is a predicted model, not a curated record. Gene Ontology annotation, cellular component: cytoplasm.